UUUUUUUCCCGGACCAACGCCAUUCCCUGCUAUACCCCUCUCUCUCUCGGUGCCUAUUUUUGAAGGCGGCUUUUCAAAUAUGAUCCCGCACACACGGACAGAUUCUCCACACGCCGGACACGAGGGUCCAGCCGGGCCUGAUGACACCGAUCUUGCGGCUGGCGUGAUAUCUCUGAUUGCAGAUCGUCAAGGCUUCAGGAACAGCCUUAUCGACCUGCUUGAGUAAUUUUAAGCCUCAACUUGUUGGUGGGUCGCGCGCGCUUGCAGGUCCGGCCUUGCGCCCGUGUUCCCCGCCCGUCCAUUCGUCUGUUCGUCGGCCCACGCGACUGUCCGAUGCCUGGGCCUAUCGUCAUUGCCAACACGAGCGAAUUCCCGCUGGACCAGGCCAUUCCGGACGUGUAUUUUACGCGAGUGGAGAACUACAUCCUAUAUGCGACGGCGACGCUGCUUAUCUACGAGAUUCUGGUGACCUUCGAUCAAGAGGUGGAACGCGUCUGGUCUCUCCGAUGGCGCCUGCCGAAGUUUCUGUUCUUCCUGAAUCGAUAUGUGGCACGAAUACUUCUAAUGUGCGUCCUUGAACCUCCGGGUCCUUCGCUUCGUGUUUAUUUGCGGCAGCAUGAACUGGAUCUCGAGCGCGUGGCCGACACCGUCGCCAGAGUUCUGCCACUUAUACGUGUACUGGCAAGCAAUGUGCGUCCGCU
Messenger RNA from Mycena citricolor, 701 nucleotides. NCBI's taxonomy places the organism in Eukaryota, Fungi, Basidiomycota, Agaricomycetes, Agaricales, Mycenaceae. The record is from the annotation of a GenBank genome assembly.